AUGCCUCGUCGGCCUCUGCCAGGCAAAGAGCAAGAGUGGAAAAAUCAGCGCAGUGUGAAGGGCCUGCGAGCGAAGUUUGUUUUACAGACCAAGCCUCACGACCUUGCCUCACCUCAUCCGCCUGUGAAGAUGUCCCGCGCCGUCUUCGUCGCCGGUGCCGCCCUGCUGCUGGGCGCCAGCUGCUUUGUGCUGCCGGGCAGCACGCCGCGCGGUGCCCCGGAGGCCCAGGUCUCCACUGGCCGGGCGGCCGGUGCCGCGGCGCCGGAGGCCGAGUCCGCAACCGCAGCCUUCAGCCCGCUUGCCCUGGGUGCUGCCUUGGGCCUGCUGGCCGCGGUGGUGGGCGGCCGCCCGGCUCUGGCCGCGGACCUCGAGAACGGCGAGGCCAUCUUCAACGGCAAUUGCACCGCCUGCCACGCCAACGGCAACAACAGCAUCGUGGCAGAGAAGAAGCUGAAGAAAGAGGCUUUGGUGCAGUACGGCAAGUACGACGUGCAGGCCAUCAUGAGCCAGGUGACCAACGGCAACGGCGCCAUGCCGGCCUUCGGUGACAAGCUCGGCCCGGAUGACAUCGAGGAUGUGGCCAACUACGUCUACAGCAAGGCCGACAAGUGGUGA
Molecule: messenger RNA, 615 nt
Organism: Symbiodinium natans
Lineage: Eukaryota; Dinophyceae; Suessiales; Symbiodiniaceae
Source: the annotation of a GenBank genome assembly